AUGACAGCCAAAACUUCCUUAUUGCCUCCAAUGGAUUUACAAGAGGAAGACGUACUAGCCCAAGAAUGUAAGAGCUUAAUCUCCUCUCUCCCUAAAGAAAAAGGAUGGAUUUCCUCUUAUCAGUACAAAUAUGAAGGGUUCUGGUAUUCUCCUACACGUCUUCAACAAGUCAUUACAUUACAAAAACACUUCCUUGCUCGGAAUUCGGAUAUUAUUCUUGUUACUCAUCCCAAAUCAGGCACUAUGUGGUUAAAGGCGAUUAUGUUCACUUUAGUGAACCGAAAGAAACAUCUUGUUAAGGAAAAUCAUCCUUUACUCAGCAAGAAUCCUCAUGAACUCGUACCAUUCUUUGAUUUCGAUCUCUACUUGCAUAAUCAAAUCCCCGAUCCAUCCUCCAUUCCCUCUCCUAGACUUUUUGCCACUCAUUUGCCCUAUUUUUCCUUGCCAAAAUCAUUGCAUAAUUCUGCAUCCAAGCAUGUUUAUCUUUGCAGGAACCCUAAGGAUACAUUUGUGUCCUUUUGGCAUUUCAUAAACAAGUUAAGGCCUGAGAAGAAGGGAAGCAGUUCACUUGAUGAGGCUUUUGACAUGUUUUAUAGAGGGGUGAGCCCAUAUGGACCUUUUUGGGACCAUAUAUUAGAUUAA
Molecule: messenger RNA, 642 nt
Organism: Fraxinus pennsylvanica
Lineage: Eukaryota; Viridiplantae; Streptophyta; Magnoliopsida; Lamiales; Oleaceae
Source: the annotation of a GenBank genome assembly